Molecule: messenger RNA, 16448 nt
Organism: Porites lobata
Lineage: Eukaryota; Metazoa; Cnidaria; Anthozoa; Scleractinia; Poritidae
Source: the annotation of a GenBank genome assembly
AUGGUGGAUGGUGAUGAUCAUGUCCGUACAACCUCGUUCCCAGGUUCGUCUCCUACCCAUCCCCCAUUUCUUGCUCUGCAGGAACAGGUAGGAGGGAACACUGGGAACGAGGUUGACAUCUGUAAAGCAGGCCACAGUUUUUCAUAAAAUCUUAAGUUUGGAUUUAAGACCCAAACAAUGUCAAGAAGUCAGAGCAUUGCUUCAAGGCAGAGAUGUCCUUACUGUUUUACCCACUGAGUUCCGCAAAAGCUUGAUUUUUAAAGACUUCUUAAAUUUUCAGCUUGAAUAUCUUGUGUUUUAUAUUUAAUAAAGCUUGAAAUAUCACAAAUUUUGUUAUAGUUCUGAUUGGUAACAGCUUCCCCUUUAUGGCUAUCGGCCACUACAGAAAUUAACACUGAGGAAAAGAACAGGCCUGUUUGCUGCAUUGCAACCAGACUUGUCUCUUGAUGAUUGAGACGUACAUAGAAAGAGAAUUUGAUUUAGUCCUUUUGCGCAAUGGCUUCUAUAAGGGAUUAGACUGUUUGUGACACAGUGACACAUGCUAGUGUUUCUGCUGUCACUUCCAUGAUUAUCUCCUAUUUUUUUUUUAUAUAUAUAUCAAGCAUGCUCUAUUUGCCUUUUUAGCUACUGUGAUGCCAUUCGGAAGGUUAUCAGUGGAGAGUGAAGAUGUCAGAAAACAGACUGUUAACUGGAUGUCUUAUGUUCAGUAAGCUGGCCAGCAUUGUCUCCUAUUUAACCUCGCCUAAAUUACAUUAGUUACAAAAAAGGCCAGCUAGUGAGCUUUUUUCACAUAAACUACAAUCGGCGACAAAAUUGUUGAGUACUUAAAUAGGGUAAUUUCGGAGAACAAAAGAAUCCGCACCCCUCCCCUGUCCCCUCCAUUCAAAGUUGGGUUGUUUGUUGUUUUCUACAGGUAGCUAGAACAAGGGCACAACAUUGCACGGAGGGGAUGGGGGAGGAAAGCUAUAUUUCCUCCCUUUGAAGUUAAUAAAACGUAAAAAAGCCCAGUUUUGGGCGAAGUGUCUCAACUCAUUUUGUCGCCGAUUGUAGUCAUGUCAGUGGUGUCAGAAAUUUGACGAAGCAUGUUAUCCAGUGUUUAAAAUCAAAUGACUCUUGAAGAAAUUCAAGACUUAGCUUUCAAACUUUUUGGUAAUUUGUUUCUGAUAUUCAACCCUCCUUGUUUUGUGUUAUCCUUGUUUUCGAGGUCUCUCUUUUGGAUGUACCUCUACCCAUUAUACCAUAUCUAUUCCCCAGCAAAUACUCUCUACUGCUAUGUGUUGUACUUUUCUUGUGACCAGACAGUUCUACCUGCACGUCAAUUUUUGAGUCCCAAAGAGAGCUUUUAAUUCAGAGGGAAAAUGUCAGUAAUUCUCCAGUAAUAAUGAUGUAUGUUCAGUGACAGUAUGACCGAGCAGUUAGAACACUAAACUUGUAAUCCAGCCACAGGUUCAAACCCUGCCCUGACUGCUUGCUAUUGAAAGUUAUUGAAAGUAAUGGUAACUAGCACGGCUGUUUUUUUCUUAUCAUAAUGAUCAGAAGUCAGAUGAUCAACCAGGAAGAUUACACCAUGAUAGCAGAUUAUGACUGCAUGGGAAAAGACGAAAGGGGUAAAAUUCUGGAACAGAAGGGAGAUCAGGUAAUUCACUCAAAUCAUUAUUAUUUUAUAAGAUUAUUACAAAAAUUAUUAUUUCACUGUCAGAAGGAAAAUAUUGUAAUCAAUGUUACAUCAUGGUUCAAACCAGUUUUUUAAUUUGUGCUCCUUUCCCCCAGAUUUUGGUAGACAAAGAAAAAAUACAACUGGUUCAAAAAUUCACAACUUAAUAUUAUUGUCCAAUGAAAAAAUUUAGACCAUGACAUAAAGAAUAUAUGGGCAUGGUUGCUGAUGGAGACUUCAUCAGCUAUUUGAGGCAUAAUAAGAAUAACGCUACAGGAGAGUACUACUCAGUAACUUUUAUUUAAAUUCAUCCGUGGACUUUUUGUUAUAAAUUACCCUUUGUUGCGCAUGUACCACUGGAAACUGUCACUUGGUAGUUCAGGGUGUGCCAAAACCUAUGUCCGAUUGUCCGGGACAGGUAGAAAUACAGUUCGGACAAGUAAACCUUUGACAUAACUUAACCAUGGGACAAGCACAUUUUUUAUUAGAAAAAAUACAGAAGCAGAUGAAAGUUGACUUCAAAUUACAGUAGGAUUAAAAUAUCUUAUAGUCAUAAAAGCAAACCUCAUGCUUGUCAAAAUAAGGUUAAAUAUUCCUUUAAAACUUUGCCAUUCCACAGCCGUUUCAAUCAUUUGUUUUUUUACGAGCUCCAUUUGGCUUAGGAACCUGGCCUUAGUAACCAGGCCUGUUAACUUACCUGCAAAAAGGCUGAUUAUGUGGUAAAUAUAUGCCCGAUUGUUUCUGAGUUUUGAGCAAAACUUUUUGGACAAGAACCCUUGGGUUGCGGACAACCAGAUUUAAUAUAGUGCUUGUCCGAAGGACAAGUCAAUAAGAAAAUUUUUGGCGCACCCUGUAGUUCCUAUCCAAUUAACUUAAUUAAUAGUCAUACUGGAUUUUUGUCCAUAGAAGAGUGAAACAUACCUUGUAUAGCAAAGAACCAGAGUUAAGGUAAAUAUAAUUCUAAAGCACUAAUUUGAAUCAUAACAAAAUUAUUGUUUAUUUCUGCUUCAGUUUGCAAAGAGCUGUUUGUCACUGUUGGCUCGGCUUUCACGGGAUCAAACAAUCAGAUAUAUCCUUGUCUUGAUUGAUGAUGUGUUGACGGUGAGUAUGUGAAAAAAGUGUGAUGAAAAGGAGAGGAGUCCUCACUUAUUUGUUUUGUAGAUAAUAGACUAGAACUCAUGCAAUCAAUAGAUACUAAAAGGCCAUUUUCUUUCCUAGGAGGAGAAAAGCAGAGUUUCAAUCUUCCAUGAAUUUGGUAAAAGGUAAAUAUUAGAACUCUCUUAAAUUAACACUUUUCUAACACAAGGAUACAUGUAAUAAGUAUUCAUCUUCAUAUAAAACCAGAAUUUAAAAUAUAUAUGUUAAAAAUUCUGUGUUUUUUUUUUAAAUAAUUUAUAAAUAACAAUUUUUCCCCAUCAGGAAUAACAUCAGUGUCUGGGCUGCUCUCCUUAAACUUCUGAACAGACAGGAUCAGUUCAUUGUACAUCAGGUAAUUAAUAAUGACAAGAAUUAUUCCUAUUGUGGACACUGAAACCUUCACUAAUGUAGUGUCCCACACAGCCCUUCUAAUGGCAACCCUAUUCACAAACAGAAGUACAGUGUAUGAAAUCAUUGUUGUCCAUAAUUGAAACUUCUACAUGACAGCCACCUUUACCCGACAGCAAAAGACAGCAUCUCAUUGUUCCAAACUAAAAAUGUACUCGACAUAACCUCAAGACAGGGACAAAUGUGAUCGUGUUUCCAGGAUUCAUAGUGCAAUUCAUGUGUCACAACCACUACACUAUGCUUUUGUUGCUGCCUUCCUCCCCAUUCCUCCCUUGAUCUCUUGAGUUACAGUAAUUAGUCUUUACUGAUCUCUCGCUGUUUAUUGUGAGUGCUGAUGGUACCAACUGGAUCAGUUUAGGUUUCUGGGAAAGUCCCCACCUACAUGUACCCCUCCCCAAAGCCAACAUAAAGUGAGAAGUAAGUUAGUGUUAUUGUUAGCUUAGGGGCGGGUUAGGUGGGCAGUUUUCCAGAAAUCUAAAUUGAUAGAUCUCUGACUGUAAUUACUAUGGAUACUUAUCACUUGGCUUGUAUGCACAUGGCUCCACCAUCCUACAGGGAACUGGUCCAACCUUUAGUUAUUCAUAAUAAUUAUGGUUGUUGAUGAGUUUAACACUUAAAUGUGAUGUUGGAGAUGCUAAGAGAAACACUGGCUAUGUUUACCUUUAGUGGCAGUGCAAUCACAGGUCUAAGAGUACAUAGCAGAUAUAGAAGAUAAAAGUUUUUAGAUGUUUAGGGGAUCAUAUUACACUCAAUUUCAACCACUUGUAAUUCAGUUUUUGUCUUGACACUGACCACUGUAUAGUGAAAAUGUGGAUUUCCACUGUAGAACAAUCCUACCCUGGUGGUGUGACCAAAUUUUAUUCACAAUGAAAGUAAUUUUGUAAAUUAUUAAUUACAGACUGCCAUCAUUGUAGCAAAGUUGGCAUCUUGGGGAAAAGAUUCUUUACCUGACAAUGAUCUGAACUACUUUUUGUCUUGGGUGAAAGGAAGCCUGGCAAAUCCUGUAAGUAUUCCAUUGAUGUAUAUCAUGUGUUUAUUCAUCAUUUGACAACUAUUUCAUUUUUUAGCACAGAUGAAAUUUGGUUAGGUUUAACAAUGUGUUUCUCCAGAAAAUAUCCUUUGAUCCCCUCAGGGUUUUUUCUGACCCCCACCCCACCCAUUGUACGUGGAAGCUUCAAUUUUGCUUUUACAAUGCUUAAAUAAUUUCCUUUACAGGAAUUUCCAGUCCCUUCUGUGGUGAAUGGAUAUGUUACAGGUCAAAAUGAAUAUUCAGGUUAGGUUGAUUCUCAAUUUCGUUUGUCUCCUAGCCCUGAUUCAUGAAUAAUUUUUACGGCUGGGAGACAAGGGAAAUAGAGAAUCAACCUACAAUCGGCGACAAAAUUGUUGAGACAUUGUACAUAAAUAGGGCGACUUCGGAGAACAAAAGAAUCCGCACCCCUCCCCUGUCCCCUCCAUUCAAAGUUGGGGUGUUUGUUGUUUUCUAUAGGUAGCUAGAACAAGGGCCCAACAUUGUACGGAGGGGAUGGGGGAGGAAAGCUAUAUUUCCUCCUUUUGAAGUUCAUAAAACGUAAAAAAGCCUACUUUUGGGCGAAGUGUCUCAACUCAUUUUGUCGCCGAUUGUCUGAAUCGAAAUCUACGCGCUGUUGUCCUAUUAGCACCGGUUAGGAGAUGGUAACUAGUUGAGAUUACUAUAUUCACCGGGUCGUUUUUCAGAAGAUAGAUAAGAUACCCAUAUAAUCCCUUUCCUGUGUUUUUCGAGGGAAAAUUAGUUUUGACAAUCUUUGUACUUGUUAGUGAUUUCAAGUAAUUACGUAGCAUACCCACGUACCGAAUGAUUGAUUUUCCUCUGGUUUAACUAAGUGUGAUCGGUAGGAAUCAAUGGCAGAUAAUAUAUUGUAUUUGAAUAUAUCUCUAGUAAGUUCAAAGUGUUUAUUCGAAGUUUGGCUAUUUGAUAAGGGUGGGAUGGACGAUAAAAUAGCCAUGAUUGCUAUGCGCAGGAGAAUUUUCAGGAAAAAUGUUCCAACUUCUAAUGCACAGCAAAGCUGCAUAGCAUCGCUAAAUCUGUGCAGCAAAUUCGUUGCCCAUAUACCCAUGAGGGUCUUUGAAGAAUGUACUUUACAGUAGAAACUAUGAGGUCAGGAGGAGACUGGCCACGAGUAACCACGAGUAACCAACUUUGUUCUUAAAAGAUAAUUAGAUUAUUUUGUUUUUUUACUCAUCGUGGUUACUCGUGGUUACUCGUGGAAAUUCCUCCUAAAGAGCAAUUUUAGCCAUCAUAACUACUUUAAUGCCUUUAGUUUUCUAUCCUUUUCACUUUGUUCUUUGUUUCGAUGCGUUUCGAUAAAGGAGAGAAUAAGAAAUCGUGCCCGACGCGCCACAUCGCACGAUGUCAAGGCACGGUUAAGCGUGACACGAAAUGUCACGCACUGAAAAUAAGGAAAUCGCCUUAUUCUAAUUGUUCGAAAAUAGGUAUGAUGAAGUCAAACAUAACAAAUAAAAAGCCACCAGGGGUCUUACAUCCCAGCAUAAAAAAAUGAAUUCAAUUAACUUUCUAAAGGACGUACGGCCACUUUUGAGAUUCAGACAAUCGGCGACAAAAUUGUUGAGACAUUGUACAUAAAUAGGGCAACUUUGGAGAACAAAAGAAUCCGCACCCCUCCCCUGUCCCCUCCAUUCAAAGUUGGGGUGUUUGUUGUUUUCUAUAGGUAGCUAGAACAAGGGCCCAACAUUGUACGGAGGGGAUGGGGGAGGAAAGCUAUAUUUCCUCCUUUUGAAGUUCAUAAAACGUAAAAAAGCCUACUUUUGGGCGAAGUGUCUCAACUCAUUUUGUCGCCGAUUGUAGGUUAAAAAUUAUUAACCUGAAUUUAACUUUGACUUGUAACAGAUAUAUUCUGGAACUACACAAUACAGACUAGUUACCAGUGAAGAAGUGAAUCAAUUUAUUAUUUUUAUUCUAUUUUCUUAUUUUGUUUAAGAAGAAUGAUUACCAGCACAGUGUGGCACAGUGCCUUCAACUAAUGCUGCGGCUUCACUCCUACAGAGAAGCUUUCUUCAAACUGGAUGGUGUUCAAAGGUGUGUUUAUUUAACAGAUAAUUAUCUGUUUUUGGUGAAACUUAGAAGGACAUAUAUAUAUUGUGAAGAUGACUACCACACAAGUUGUCAAAUGGUCAGUCACUGUCAACAGCAACAGUCCUAUUCAGGACUACGUUCACCCGGACGAUGAAACUCAACCUACUUUUGAAAUAUAUAUUGUUGUUAUACAGCUGAAAUAUUAUUCUCCUCAGUAUACCUUACAAUCGCCUUUUUUACAAUUUCCCUUUUUCUGCUCGUUGUGACUAAUUAGUAGAUCAGAACUCAUGAUUGUUCUCUUUUGUUUUUUUAGUGUUGUGUCUGCGCUUCUGGCACCAAACGUUGGUUUCCAGCUUCAAUAUCAACUUAUUUUUGUGCUUUGGCUGUUGUCCUUUGAUCCAAGGAUUUCUGAGAGAAUGAUAGGGUAAAUGAGUCCAUCUAUAUGUAAAUGAUUGAAUUUACCAGCAAUACCAGUCAGGGUUUGGCAUUUUACAUGACCUGUCAUGUGUACCCUCAGGGGCGGAUCCAGGCGGAGUGGAUUGGUUGACUAGCCACCGCCCUUUAGAAACAUCCACCAAAAGAAUACAGUACGUGGAUAAAACAAACAGAAAUACCUUAGUCCCAAAAAAUAUAGAAAUACGUGGGUUCAAAAAACCUUUGAAGCCAACCAAGCCUUUGCUCCUUCUAAAUCGCCAUGUUUUGGGACAAACGUAGGACAACUUAAAAUAAAUUAACGUAUAGUUUGGUGGCGGAUUGGUAUCAGCCACUCCCCAUUAAAAAAUCCUGGAUCCGCCCCUGACCCUGAAAACUUUAAAACAUUGUAACUAUUUGCCUCUAGGAUUUUAUAAAAAAAAAAUGGUUACAGGCUUGCACUCCAAACCAUUCACAACCUUUGACACCCUAAAGUGCCUACAAAAAACAAAAACAAACAAGCCGAAAAGUCUUCCAGCUCUCAUUUUUCAUGUAAUAAAACGUUCUCCCUACAUCAACAGUAAUAAUGCAGGACAAAAAUUUAUCUUUUAACUCAGCAAUCGUAAUACCCACAGUUUCUUUAAAGUGGUUUAUUCUUGGUUUUGAUGUUAUCUUGUUCACACCAACAGCGAUGCUCCAUUACACAUUAUAUAAACCACACACAACCCACAAUGCCUUCAUUCGUUCCAACAAAGGGAUUGCGAUGGAAACGUUACAUGUAGCUUCUCAGUGUCUCUCGGGUGGCCAAUUUAUGCCAUCAACUCAAGUGUAAGAUGCCAAACUGUGACAAUUUUCGUUUUCUGUCUUCUUUUUCUUCACCUGCAGUGAAUAGUAUUUCACUGUAGUAGUUUUAUUUUCACCCUCUCCGUUUCGGAGAGUCGCGAGAAGUACACGAGAACUGCACGGGAAAGAAGACGCUAGUUCGAGUGGCGUUCUCUCGUGACACUCCUUUCGCUCGCUAUAAAUGGAGAGCUUGCUCGCAUGCUUCAAUAGUUACUAGUUGCUCGCAUGCGAGCAUGCGAACAUGCUUCGCAUAGUUCAAUGGGUAGAGCGUUGCGUCCAGUUGUUUUAAAGGUGAGGGUUCGACUCGCCGUCAAGCCUGAAUUUUUUCAGGUUCUUUUUCAACCACAUGAUUGGCUUAGGAUCAUAUUCACUAUCAUGUUCAAUCAAUUCAGUUGAUAGAAGUAAAGUAUUACGUUUGUCUUCUCCAACAGACGUUGUAAUUUUACUUACAAUAUCAUUUCUUUCCAAAUUUUUCAUUUUAAUGGUCCCCUGGCCAUUACAGGGAUUUAUCCUGGAGAUUCAGGACAAUGUCUCCAUAAUUGUCUGAUAUCAAAUGAACACUGAAUGACAAUGUUUCUGUAUUAAUAGGGGUAAUGCUGUGAUUCGUGUUCUGGCCGACAUUUUAAGGGAAUCAGGCAAAGAAAAAGUCACACGGAUCAUCAUUGCCACAUUAAGGGUAAGAAACAUUUUUAGAGUUUCAAGGCCAACAACCAGGAUACUCGCCCUUAAGUGUUUUAUCACUGUCUUAAACACGUACCUGAUACAUGCGAAUGUCAUGGCCAAUAUGUAAUUGCAAGAACGAACGGGUCUCCAGCAAAAACUCUAAAACCAUUCUCUAAACAGCUCUUGCUUUAUCAAACUACGCCUCGUGUUUUAAACUUGAUAAAACUCCUCUAAUCUGAGGCCUCGGAAGAUGCAAAAAUUAGCUUAGGCUUUACGUACCAUAUUCGGAAACGCUUCGGUUUCCGAAGAUGUGCCCUUUGGGUGACAAUCGUUCCUACCCAGGCAUCGACUAUAAGCGCCAUUAGAAGACGUGCUACGCGAAAAAAAUGAAAUUAAGCUCAAGCAUUACCCCUAAAUCUCCCUGUAGUAUCUAACACUGACAUGAUAAAAAACGGAGGUUUAUGAAAGCGGAAAGUUUUCUAAAACACGGCUCUUGAGGGUAAAGUCUUUUGAAGAUAGAGGACUAUCAUUUUUGUCCUCAAUGGGGGAAGUAGAUAAUUAAAUCCUCUCGUCCGUAUCCUGAGAUAAGUGUUUUUGCAUGGCGUAGUGUGGUCAGACGAAAACUGUGUGAAAAUCGUCGUUAGUGGAUUGGAUACGCUUUUAUCAUAAUUAUUAUUGUUAUUACUAUUGUUAUUAUUAUUAAUAGAGAACGAAGGUUUUCUAAAACAUAGUAACGUGGAAAGGGCUGUAAAAAAGUGUUUCUAUUUCAGAAUUUGUUGGAAAAACCAGAGGAGAAGAAGAAUGAAGCAUCCCUGUCCAUGAUUCAAUGCAAACUGCUUCCUGUGAGUAAACUCCUUCAUUUUUUCUUAUCGACCUGUACAAGGAAAAGACAAAUUGGCAACAACAACCUCGUUUUUCUGAGCCUAUAUGUAAUACUUAUAAAAAUAGCGUAAAAAUACAAGAAUUCAUGGGUGACAAUAGCUUUAAGUAUCGCAGAAAACUGGCUGGUUAUCUCCUUUGCUGACUAUCGUCAAAAGCCUGGUGAAAUACAUCGGUUGUCAGUAGUAUCUUUCGCAACCGCUCGGGCCGCUGUCACGCAAUGCUCCCCGGUGCCCGGCCUUAGCAACUGCGAAGGAGACUAAUUAGUUGUAGGAGGCAUCAGUUUUUCAGACCGUGCGUUCCUGUGAUGUACAGAACUUAUAUUCUUAGUAACGAGGAGAAAUCUGCCAAAGGUUAAAGACGGGUAACAUCGUGUACUUAAAUGGCACUCUAGUAUAUGCACUGAAAAAACUUUGUGCAUUAAUAUUUUAAUGGCAUCAGUCUCUUGUAAGACUGCUGGAGCCGCUGGUGGAUUAAUGCAAAUUGGAACUUUUUGUAACCCAUUUAAUGUGUUUACAAAGGAUUUUCUUUGAGACUGCGAUCCGUUUGGUCAGCACCAAGCCCCGCUAAGUAGGGGAAACAAAUGUUCUGGGAACCCUGGAAACGAGGUUGUGUUUGUGGGGCUGCUUACGGUCAAACAGCGCAUGCUCCUAACAAGCACGAGCCUGUGAGACGUAUGAGAACUUAUCUAAGUCCCUUGGGAGUUUAAGUCAAACUCUUUUGCUGAUGGAACACGCGACACCACAUCUUUCUUUUACAGGUUCUGUCAGUUUUGUAUAGUAAAACUUGGGCUGAUGAAGAUAUCAGGGUACGUAAAUAACUUUUCGCAUCAAUUUAGGUUUCUGGGUAAACUGCCCAGCAACCCCUCCCCUAAGCUAACAUUAACACUUACUUCUCACUUAGGGCAAAAUGAUGACUUACGGGAGGGGUAGGUGGGCAGUUUCCCAGAAACCUAAAUUUUCUAGUACCAUGAAUCUAGUCUAGCCUCAUAUGCGAACUUCAGAGGGGCAGGACCUAGCUGUCCCGGAAAUACAGAGGUGUCCGUAUAUAUUAGAGCUAGGAAUAUAUGAAUGAUGACAUUCUUGGGACCAAGAAAACUGUCAAGUUCCAGUGUACAGCCAAACCUCCAGUCUAUAAAGACUUCAAAGAAACAAAUCCAAGUGUCUUCAUUACAGAAGUGUCCGUAUUAUAGAGGAAGGGAUUUUAUGAGUGAAGUUUGGCAUCCUCGUCACCGAGUGAAUUGUCCGUAAUUAGCCCAGUUUUUUGUCUCAAAAAUUCCAUAGUGAUGAAGUAAGUAAAAAAAUCUAAACAGGAGCUUUUAUUAGUGUACGCAUCCGUGAUAGGUGUCCAUAUUGUUAACCGGUUAAGCCCCAAGACCCAUGUACAAAUUCUGCAGACUGAUCUCCAUACAUUUCAUUUAAAAGAAUUAGUCGGGAGAAUUUGAUAAAAGAUCAAAGAUUUUUCUCUUUGUGACCAUUUUAUUAAUUCUCAUAGACUUUGCUCUUGACAAUCUCUGGAUAUCGUUAGGAGAAAAUUGAUGUUGGUGCAGUCACUACUGGGACUUAAAGGGAACCUCCACUCUUACUACAGAAUAAGUUUAAAUCGAAUAAAAUUAUGUUGAUAAAAAAAUUUGUUCGAAAUUUGUCCUUAAAAAAGUGUUUAUAUCAGGAAAAGUGAAUUUUAAAAUCGCUUAUUUUCACUUUCACAUUUCGCGGGCGCCGCCAUCUUGAAUAAUUGAGACGUGUUACGGUUGCUCUAUUGCUCUGACACAAAGAGCUUUUGUUUAAUAACAAUAGGGCAACCAUAACACGUCACAAUUAUUCAAGAUGGCGACGCCCGCAAAAUUUGAAAACAAAAAUAGGCGAAUCUAAAAGUUAUUUCUUUCGGAUACAAACGCUUUCUUUAAAAAUAUUUUAGAUUGACUUGACUGUAACAGUUAUUUCCUGUGAUUUAAAGUUAUCUUUUUGUUGAAGUGGAGGUUCCCUUUAAAGGGUUAAAGGAGCUAUGUCACGAGGAUAUUGCUGUUUUAAGUCAAUUCUGUGCCAAAGUCAUCACUUAGUGCCUUUACCCACACAAAAAAAUGCUCCGUUUGAGAUAUGAAGUAGAUAUCAAACAAUUUUUUGGUGUUUUUUGCGGGCAUAGCAUCAAAACUUGGAAAAGUUGGCCCAACUUUUUCAUGUUUCAAUCCAUGUCCAUCCUUACCAUCCGUCGCAACAGAUGACGGGAAACAGUUUCAAUGCGUAAAUAUAAUCUUAAAUAACAAAACUGGACCAUUGUUUUUGAAAUUCAAUCGAUGCAAAGACAAGUUUUAGCAAUCAGCGUGACAAAGCCCCUUUGAGUUUUGAGUGUAGCUUCCACUAUAAUUCCUUUAUCCCAUGAAUCACUUCAGCUGGGAGGCCAAUAAGUGAGAAUUACGCGAAGAUAUAUAUCUAAAGAAAUUUCUGGUAGUGAGCCACAAAUGAACACAACUUUGAGCUGUCGUUCUUGUUUCAGGAUGAUGUUGAAGUAGUGUAUGAAAAGUUAAAUGAGCGUGUUCAAGAUCUGAGGUAAGAUGAGCUUAAGGCUUGAUCUUCACCAAUCGUGUUGUUCGAGGUCGCCGCUUGGGCGAAAGUGGUGAUGGUGUGGGGGGAGGGGGUAAGAUGCCCGUGAUCUCCCUUUUGUUAAGAAAAGAGUUGAUACGUUGUAAAAAAAAACGUGCCUUCGCGAUAAAAUUCGCUUUUAAUGAAAAUGUCCAGAAAAUCCUGGAAAUUCUGAUUCCAAAUUUUCAACAGCUGAGGUUAGGUGGGAGGAGGGAAGGUGAGCUCGCUUCAUAUCCCAGGAAGAUGCUGGGUUAGAUCCCCAAUGAAAAUCCUGCCCUCCCCUCUGCAUCGGAAAGGUCUGUUAUCUGACAAAAAACAAAGGUCGCUUACGUUUUCUAGAGCUGUAGCACACUGGACCCGAAAAUGAGUAGUCAGAGGUGUUCUUGACACACCAUUUCGAAUUUCAAUUUAUGUUAUCAUGCAUGCGGGUAACUUGUUUAUUAUUUGAAAGCACAUACAUAGUUUGGGUGAAAAUAAGCCUGAACUUUUUGCUGGCAUCUGGUGAAUAAUUUUCCAGGUUCGCAAUCAACUUGGUUUGACUGUUUGCUUUAAUCCAGCUAGUAAUGCAUAGUUUUUUUAAUGCAAGUAACUUAAUUCAGCACUCUUUGCUAUAAUUCCACAACCAAUUGUAUUCGUUAUUUUAUUUAUCCAUGCAAGUACCUUUGAUGAAUAUGCAGCCGAGGUGAGGUCAGGGAGACUGGAGUGGAGUCCUGUGCACAAGUCCGAGAAAUUCUGGGUAACUUCUGUAGAUAAACUUGUUUGUUGAGAAUUUUUAUUGAUUUCCUUGGAUUUCAUUUUAUCCCGGGACAAACCAACUCCAAUUUUUUGUGUUUGUAGAGGGAGAAUGCGCAACGCCUUAAUGAGAAGAAUUACGAAUUAUUGAAGUAAGUUCAUAGAUAUUUUAAAAAGUGCUACCCAUAUUUUGCAUUAAAUCGCAAGAACUCUCGAUUACUUUCCGAAGAAAUAUCCGGUAUAUGCUAAAAAUUGGCUUGUCGUCACAGAUAGCAGUGAGAACCGAAACGGUGAACGUCACGGCUCAACGUGUAGGAUGCGAUACUAAGUUAUCUUACCCGGGUUAUAACAUCACAGAAACUCUCACAAAGAGUUGCUCUAAUGUUGUAAUGUAUCACUAACCGCUUUACCCGUUAAUUAGCAUAUCCCGGAGAUUUAACCGAGGGUCCUUUUUGAUGCAAAUUCUAUCUUUUUGCUAAAUGUGCACGUGUAUAUGAAACUUGAAAACAAUGCCAGUGAAUAAUGAGGACGCUCGCUUGUGAACACAAAAUUUGGGGGAAAAAUUGGCUAUAUUUGAGGCCCUAUUUAAAAGCCUUCGCUGUUUUCAAUGUUCUUAAAACUUGCAGGGAAGAUUUCUUGACGAUUGAUCUCGGAAUUGUCGAAUUUCUAAAAAAAUUUAUCGAGCGGUUUUUGGAAAAAUGCGAAAUUUUUAGCAUGGAACAAAUUACCUCCAAAAACUGUAUCAAAAGCAUCUGAAUGCAAGUUAAUAAAAUCCUUCUUGCUCGCGAUCGCUCAGAGCAAUUCCCCUCUUUUUUUGUAUGCAGUUUUCAAUGGAAUCAAUCCACUAUGAGAUGAAGCCGCGUUCCCAAAGCUUAUCAUUUUCUUAAAAUAUUAGCGAAUUGUGCGGCUAGCAUGCUAUUUCACUGUUUUUAUGAUUCUUAAAACUGCAUUUCGAAAUAUUUCGAAAACGCUCUCAUAGAAUUUCUUCAAUCUUUGCCAUAAUGGAGGAAAUUAUGGCAGGUACAUACUCCCUUAAGUGAUUUCUUCAAAAAACUCCUGGUACAGAGAAACACAAAGAUAAAUGAAAAACGUAAUGGCGUCAUUACGUUGCAAUGGCGACUCCGAUUGCAAUAAAACCCAGAUCAUAAGAAAUUUUCAUCUUUAUAUAAUACAGUUGUGGUAACCUUUUUUCCAUAUCUUUACUCAUGCCGACGUAGUUAAGGCUGAAACUUGGGAGGUAUCCCCCUAAAAAAAUCCAGUCGAGCCACCUUAAAAAAAGACGGCCAUACACUCCUUGGUUUGUCUUCUAAAGUCUUUACUUUCGACCACUUGUUCACCUAUAUCAUUCAGACUUUAGUGAACAGUUUAACAAUUUCUUUGACUGAAUGGCCAGUGGACCAAGAAAAUAGAUGCUUCAGCUUUAGCACAAACAGUGUAGUUCUUUAUUUUCGUGACACAGUGGAGACAAUUGAAGAAAACGGAAAAAAGACGAAAAGGGAAAACCUACGAAAUGGGCAGGAAAAAUAUGGCGGGAAAAAACUCGCGUACGUGCACAUUUGGGGCAAAACUUCAGAAAUAUUAUAAUUUCGUCAAAUUUUGGUCUGAAAUUGCUUUGAACGGUUAUUUAGAUAAAUUUCUUACCUGUAUCAGUUUACAUUUGCCUAAAGAAGCAUUAAAUGCUUUGCGCAAAAUACAAUUUACAAUCGGAGCGAACUAUUGAAACACCCUGUAUAUGCUUGAAUUUAAUUUAAUUUUGUUUGUAAGUUCGAUGGACAUCAAUAAAGUCAAUAAACGUCUUGAAGCAAGUGUAGCAGUACAGACGUAGUGAAAUCUCUCUCCCCAUUCCUUCAUUAAAGAUUCGGUUCUCGGGCGUAGCCUGCCUAAGAUUACUUCGAAGUUGAAAACGGCACCCAAAUUCUUGGUUUGCAACCAUGUGACAAGGGGCCAUGCAGAAUUCGUUCUUGUCAACCAACAUUGCCGUCGGGACGCCCGCCCGCUGCAAACCACAAAUUUGAGCAUUGCUCGCGUUUUGUACGCGAAUUCCCUUGACAUUUUUUUGUGGUAACUUUCUAAGUUUAGCUGCUUUUUGAAAUUCCCGGAUACCAUUGUUCUUGUUCGUAGCAGUGUCACCCUGAUCUCCUUAGUUUCCUUCGUUUUUCUACGCUUGUAAUGAUUGCGUAAUGAAGCAGAUUCUAAUUGGUUUGCUGGUAAUUCUCUAGGAUGCUGACAAGGUUACUGGAGACGUCCGCUGAUCCAACCAUUUUGGCAGUAGCGGCUCAUGAUACUGGUGAAUAUGUGCGGCAUCACCCUCGAGGAAAACAGUAUGUUGUUUUCUUGUUCAGUGUUGUUUAGCUUCUUCCUAUCUAGCGAAUUUUCUACAAAUGAUUUGUGUUUUCAGUCUGAAUGUGUGUGUUCUUUAAUUCUAAGUGUGCUUGAGAAUCUUGGUUGUAAAGUCAAGGUGAUGAAAAUGAUGUCCCAUAACGAUCCUAGUGUUCGUAAAGAAGCUCUCCUGGCUGUGCAGAAACUCAUGGUUCACAACUGGUAAGGGUUAACAGGAUAUUUUCUACCGUUUUGAGAUAAAGUAACACCACUUGUUAUAUCGUUUCUGCAAAAGUUGGCGUGAUGUCCCAAACGAUUUUGCCGACAUAACGAUAUUUAGAUUUAGAUUUAGAAAGUAACAUGAUAAUUCAACCAAACAAUCAUAGAAAAACAACGAAAACUACAACUGAAACCAAUCGUAGCAUCGUGGAUUGUAAUCUUUGUGAAGAAGUGCGGGAAACUUGUUGCUCGACGUCAAGCAGGGCGGAAAACUGGAAACACGGCUGUCCAAGGCGAACAAGUGUUUGCACGAGCGGAAAAAGCCGCAAUCACUUCCAAGGACCGCAAGGAAGGCGAUUCAAAAAGUGCCAGUUCUCGAUAAUAGCAUACAAAAGUAAUUUAAUUCAGUGAAGAUAAGUUCAUCGCAGUUGAAAGCAACAUACUGCAAAUUAACCGGAAAAAAAUGGGGAGCUUCAAGGGCAUUCGAACCUAUGGCCUCUGCGUUAGCGCUAAUCUGCGAUCAGGCGUCCCUUCUUCCAUUUUUUCUCCUUGUCUGUCCAUCGAAUUUCGCGUUUCCCCGAAAAAAAAAGAAAAGAACGCCUGAUCGCAGGUUACGUUGGCGCUGCAGGGCUAGACUCAGACGAGAAAGUUUUUGACAUUUAGUAUUUCAGAUUUACAUACAUUGAUGGUAUGAUUAAUUGCUUGCCUUUUAGGGAAUAUCUUGGCAAACAGCUCAAAGCUACGUAAAUGAAAUAUUUAUCCAGAUGGUGCGGUGUAGUGAUUUUAAAUAAGAGAAUGUCUAUAAUUGAGCAUCUUGUACACGUCAUAUCCAUGGAAUUCGAUGCGUCACGAAACAAGGCCGACGAAAUGCGACCGACACUGACGUUAUGUAUCGAUGAAACCUCUGCAAGAUUACCCACCCACACUAAAACUGUCAUCAACCUGCAAUUCAAGCAUUUUAUCGCCCCAGAUUUGAUGUAAGCUGUUUGCGUCAGAGUUUACUCUAUGGGCUGAGAUGGGUUAGAAGGGCGAUUAAAUGUUUUCGGUUGAUUUAGCGGACGGUACAUUACCGUUUGAAAGUUGUUAAAAACUUUGUUCAUAUACGAAAUUAUAAUGCUAGUAAAUUGAGUGGACAAAUUAGAUAGGGUACUGUAAGUUAAAUGAGAUAACAAAUGGGAUUAUGUGACCCAGGUUUUUAUAGGCCACGGUUCCUGGUUUAUGAUGGCUUGUAAUUCUAUUUGACGUCUCUGCUGACAUUGCAUGGCGAUUUAUGUGAUAAAUAAUAUCUUCAUUGACAGAAGACGUUUGGAAUGAGAUAAUAAAAUAGACUUUUGUUGACCGCUAGACGUUCUCGAACAUAGCCUGAGUAUCAGGCGUUUCUGGGGGAAAAGGGAAAAGAUGGAAGCGAAAAAGGGAGAGAGCCGUUCCUUAUGCGGAAAAAUCUUGUGGAUUUUUUCCUCAGUAAACGUCAAAAGCCUCGAAUUUUAUGAAACUCUGUUAUGACCGGUUUUUUCCAUCUUAGCUGUCGAUGUUU